Molecule: messenger RNA, 6568 nt
Organism: Rhinolophus ferrumequinum (greater horseshoe bat)
Lineage: Eukaryota; Metazoa; Chordata; Mammalia; Chiroptera; Rhinolophidae
Gene: KAZN
Product: kazrin, periplakin interacting protein
Exons: 17
Coding region: 556-3174 (872 amino acids)
Molecular function (GO): protein binding
Source: RefSeq, a predicted model, not a curated record
AGCUCCGGGAGGACGAAAACCAGGGCCUGAGCUGCCUGAGCUGCCGGGGCACUGGGCCUUCAGGCCAGCUCCCCAGGGAGCCCGGGGCAGCCGCGCUCCCAGCCCUCCUCCCUGGAAGGAGACACCACGGAGCCCAGCCGUGAUUUUCCUGCAGCUGGCGCUGGGGCCCCAGCUCUCUCCAUCCAGCCACGGGGCUGAGCAGCUCCUUGGACCCUGCCCCUUCCAGGUGACACCCCGGGAAGACAGAGCGGGGCCCACGUCUCAGCCACCCCUCCCAGACAAGAGGAAACAACUUCUGCUGCGUAAAACUUAGAUUUUCCUUUUGCAUCAAACUCCGGCAGCUGAGCAAGAUCUGCCGAACCCUAUAGGGUUUCAUUUUUCACUUGAUUGGUGUUUGAGAGAAACUGCAAGGAGUGGGUGGCAGCAGGAAGAAACGAUAUAAACUUCGGGGCGGGGACAUUUUCUUGGAAGUGACAAGUGGCCUCAGACCUACAGUUCCCGGACCGGCGACGUCAUCCUUCCCUCGGACACUCUGAAGGGUCUGGACUCUGUCAUAUGACCAACGCCAAAGACCCCAGAGGAGCCAUGGAAUCCACGCUGGCGACGUCCAAUUCUGCCUCCGGCCCUGUCACCUUCUCCCAUGUCUUCGGUCAGCAGUGCCAACUGAUGGAAGCAGCGGUGCAGUCAUUGCACACACUCAAUGACCAGAUAUCCCAUUUUAUUGUUACCAAGUCAAAGGCGCUGGAGGAGGACAAAGACCCCUUUCUACCCGCUGAGAAGGAGACUCUGAAAAGUUCCAUGAUGCUGAUGAGGCAUCUCCUCAUGGAUGCUCAGGCCAAAAUCCUGAGCAUGAUGGAAGACAAUAAGCAGCUCGCGCUCCGCAUCGAUGGGGCGGUCCAGUCCGCCAGCCAGGAGGUGACCAACCUGCGAGCCGAACUCACGGCCACCAACCGGAGACUGGCGGAACUGAGCGGAGGCGGCGGUCCCGGCCAGGGCCCGGGAGCGGCCACCAGCGCCUCGGCGGCGGCGGACUCGGCGGCAACGAACAUGGAGAACCACCAGCACGGCGCGCAAGUGCUCCUGCGGGAAGAAGUAUCUCGGCUCCAGGAGGAAGUCCAUCUUCUCCGGCAGAUGAAGGAGAUGUUGACGAAGGACCUGGAGGAGUCGCAGGGCGGCAAGUCCUCUGAGGUCCUCUCUGCCACCGAGCUCAGGGUGCAGCUGGCCCAGAAGGAACAGGAGCUAGCCAGAGCCAAAGAAGCCUUGCAGGCCAUGAAAGCCGACCGAAAGCGCUUGAAGGGUGAGAAGACGGACCUGGUGAGCCAGAUGCAGCAGCUGUACGCCACGCUGGAGAGCCGCGAGGAGCAGCUCCGUGACUUCAUCCGCAACUACGAGCAGCACCGCAAGGAGAGCGAGGACGCCGUCAAAGCUCUGGCGAAGGAGAAGGACCUUCUGGAGCGUGAGAAGUGGGAGCUGCGACGCCAAGCCAAGGAGGCCACGGACCAUGCCACGGCGCUGCGCUCCCAGCUGGACCUCAAGGACAACCGGAUGAAGGAGCUGGAGGCUGAGCUGGCCAUGGCCAAGCAGUCCUUAGCUACGCUGACUAAGGACGUCCCCAAGCGGCAUUCACUCGCCAUGCCCGGCGAGACCGUGCUCAACGGUAACCAGGAGUGGGUGGUACAGGCGGACCUCCCGCUGACCGCGGCCAUCCGGCAGAGCCAGCAGACGCUCUACCACUCGCACCCGCCCCACCCCGCAGAUCGGCAAGCGGUCAGGGUGAGCCCCUGCCACUCCCGGCAGCCCUCUGUCAUCUCCGACGCAUCUGCUGCAGAAGGCGACCGGUCAUCCACACCAAGUGACAUCAACUCCCCUCGACACCGGACACACUCCCUCUGCAACGGCGACAGUCCCGGCCCAGUUCAGAAGAACCUGCACAACCCCAUUGUACAGUCACUAGAGGAUCUUGAAGACCAAAAACGGAAAAAGAAGAAAGAGAAGAUGGGAUUCGGCUCCAUCUCCCGCGUCUUCGCCAGAGGGAAGCAGCGGAAGUCCCUCGACCCCGGCUUGUUUGAUGACUCGGACAGCCAGUGCAGCCCCACGAGGCAGAGCUUUAGCCUAUCAGAGGGCGAGGAGCAGAUGGACCGGCUGCAGCAGGUGGAGCUGGUCAGGACCACCCCCAUGUCCCACUGGAAGGCCGGCGCCGUGCAGGCCUGGCUGGAGGUGGUCAUGGCCAUGCCCAUGUACGUCAAGGCGUGUGCGGAGAACGUGAAGAGCGGGAAGGUGCUGCUGAGUCUGAGUGAUGAGGACCUGGAGCUGGGCCUGGGUGUGUGCAGCUCCCUGCACCGACGCAAACUGCGGCUGGCCAUCGAGGACUACCGUGAUGCCGAGGCAGGCAGGAGCCUUUCCAAAGCUGCUGACCUGGACCAUCACUGGGUGGCCAAAGCCUGGCUGAAUGACAUCGGCCUGUCCCAGUACUCCCAGGCCUUCCAAAACCACCUGGUCGAUGGGCGGAUGCUGAACUCCCUGAUGAAGCGGGACCUGGAAAAACACCUGAACGUGUCCAAGAAGUUCCACCAGGUCAGCAUCCUGCUGGGGAUCGAGCUACUGUACCAAGUAAACUUCAGCAGGGAGGCCCUCCAGGAGCGCCGGGCCCGAUGUGAGACGCAGAACACAGACCCCGUGGUCUGGACCAACCAGCGCGUGCUCAAGUGGGUUCGAGAUAUUGACCUGAAGGAGUACGCAGACAACCUGACCAACAGCGGCGUCCAUGGCGCCGUGCUGGUGCUGGAACCCACGUUCAAUGCCGAGGCCAUGGCCACCGCCCUGGGCAUCCCCAGCGGGAAGCACAUCCUCCGGAGACACCUGGCAGAGGAGAUGAGCGCCAUCUUCUACCCGGCCAACUCCACAGGCAUCCGGGAGGCGGAGCGUUUUGGAACACCUCCUGGGAGGGCCUCCAGCAUCACCCGGGCGGGGAAGGAGGACAGUGGUGGUAUCAAGUACAAGACUGGCCGGCUGCCUCUGGGGAAAAUAGGAAGGGGCUUUAGCGGCAAAGACCCCGAUUUCCAUGAUGACUACGGCUCUCUUCAAAAUGAAGAUUGUGGAGACGAUGACCCCCAGGGCAGGCCAGAGCAGUGCCGUCUGGAAGGCUACAAUGGCCUGGAGGUCACCAACGUGUAACCGAUGCUCUGCCAGACCCAACAUGGAGACACACAUGGAAGCAGAGUAGCCAGAUGCCACCACCACUGUACAUAGUGACCUCAGGCUGAGGAUCUUCCUUUACCGCUGGAAAAAAAUCCCAGCAGACUGCUGCAAUUUCAGAUGGGAGCACAAGAAACGAGGGGGUGCCAGCCGUGGACUUGCUACCCAACGGAGGGAGACUGGUCCAGAGGACUUGUCACAGCCCCUCUGUCAUUCAGGCUCCACCUCAGAGUGACUGUCAGUCGUGGAGCAGUCCAAGUGGUCCCGGAGACUUGACUUGAGCUGCCAAGGAGGAGAGAGGUCCAUGAGUCCCCAAAAUACCCUCCCAGGGGAGCAGGUGGGACUCCAACCAGACACGCAGAGCCCAAUAGAGACAGUGCUCAGAGCAGGCAAAGUCUAAAGCUGACCAGUCGACUCGUGGACCCUUUGUGCCAGCAGGGUGGCAAGAAGUGCUGCCUCUUGCUGAAAUGUCAGAUGGAAGGAGAUCUCGGCUCCAGCAUCCCUGUCACCAUGGCUGAGAACUUGGGUUCUCUGUUGGGGGGUCCCUGAAUCUCUCUUGAGAGAAUGCAAAAUGGGGAGGUCAUUUCCUCCACCCUAAAAGCCAUGUGUCACGUAGAGGUGGACAUGUUACAGGGCCCCUUCCUCCCAGGAGAGGCUACAUGGGGUAGGGGCAGGUGAUUGAUCCAUGCCAGGUGGGGUUAGCAGUGACAUUCCCAGGAAACGCAGAUGUUCUGUCAUCAGGAUAAAGGAUAGCGUGAUGACAGGAACAGAGAUGACUGAGUUAGGUCUGUGACAACUGUACCAAUGGUGGCAGUGGACUUGGGAUUAGGGACAGGAAAACGCUUGUCACGGUUAACCCAACAAACCUUUGCUGUGAGGUCUCUGAAACAGGCGUGCUCAGCAAUGUCCUAACUGAGAUGAAUCUCAUCGAGCAAAGUCGUUAAGAUGGUGGCGAGAACCCCCAGCCCUUUUCUUGCCCCUGCCAGUGUUUUGCUGUGUGGCUUCUUCUCAAUGGCCUCACCUCUCUGUGCCUCAAUGUCUUCAUCUACAAUACUUCUGGUUCCCUCCCAGGGACACUGUGAGGAUUAACACUUGCUAAUGUCUGUAACACGCUUUGUAACCUCUCAGGAGACAGGUGGGAAGUGAUGGGGUGGGGGGUGGGGUGGGGGCUAAUUUCUCAUUGACAACAUAGCACUGACAUUGUUUUCUCCAACUCUGUUAUGCUUGGAGCAAAAGGAGGACAAAGAAUGUUUAACGCUGAGAUUCUCUAGAGCCCCCAACAGGGCUUGACCAAAAAUAGAGAGAGAUCCCACGUGCACAGCCCUUAAAAACCAGUUCGAUUCAAGUGUUCUGGCUUGAGUUCAUUGACCUCCAUGCUGAGUGGUCAUUCGGGAAGGACAGAAUGCACUGGGGUCGUACUUAACACUUCGGCUACCAAAGCCAAUAGUUUGUUGGAACCGCUGUACUCGACUUCCAUCGAAGCCAUUUGUACCGAGAGUCAAGGAGAGGUUCGAAUUUCUGAGACUCGCAGCAGGUGUCAGCCUCAAAGCACAUGUAUGUCAACCGAACACGUUGCUUCCCCUCACGAGGAGCUUGAGAAUUCCCCCCCAAUGCCGAGACCAUGGUGUUCUAACUGCCACAUAAGCACAGCCUUUCUUACCCCAAGGAACCAAACGCCUAGUGGGUGGAUGGCCCCGUUUCGUCUGAAUGUUUGGCCUCCUAGGGACCCAUCUCUGAUUCUAGGGCCAGAGGGGUGAGGCUCCGCUAUCCGCCUUGGCUUGGCUGAGGUUCCAAACCCCAGAAUCUCUAUGACAUUCAGCCGCAAGGGGCCUGAAGCUGCAGCGCCUGCAGCCCAGAGAGGGAGGAAAACCCCCUACUAGCCUGGUGCCAUGGGCCAUUCCCAAGCCAGCAUCCAGGCUGGCUGACCCGGGACCCCAGGAUCUGCCUCUCAGGAAGCAGUUACUCCCGCAGGGUGAGCAAGAGUGUCAGGGGGUACCAGCAUGCGGAUCUAAUUAUUUGAAACCAGCAUUCACCUGAGUUGUCAGAAAUGAAGCUCACCUUGUUCCCUGAUUCAAUCCCGUUGGGGACAAGAUGGGCAAGCAGACAGUUGGGGGUCACUGGUAGGGGUGGCAUGGCCCAAAACUUUGCAGCAUCAGGCUGGGAGGCUGAGGGCGAGGUGGGCAGCCUCGAAUACACUUGUUGGCCCGAACGAUACCUAACCUCACAUUCUCUCCUCCCUAACGCUUGUGUCCCCGGCAGGUAGGUGAGCAUUUGGAGCUGGCUUUUCAACAUGAGGACAGAUUGGUUGAUAAAUUAACAAACUCCACAUGGAGUCAGUUCAGGUGGGCUUUGCCUGCUGGAAAAAUUCUAAAUGUCAACACUGCUUCGAGGGUGGACAAGAGCAGGGGGUGCAGAAAGACCUAGCAGAGAGAGUCUGGUAGCUGAUUGACCAAGCUGGCAGAGUGACCAUCUCCAAAUCACUGACCUGCCACGUCCUGUCCAAACAGCCCGAGUCAUGGUCUUGGUCCUUAAAGGGUGACAUGGCACCUGGACCUGGGCACCAUACAAUGUGCUUCUCUGAAAGGUGGUGUUGGCCAAGCCUGAGGGUGCUGGCUCCUUGAAAAGGGAUGUUUGAUGCCAGAGGUUGGGGAGAACCAUGGCAAGCAGAGGCAUCCCCUGGUCCUCCCAAAAGCUGGGGUCCGGAGCUAUCAGAAGCCUCUUGGUUGGCAGACUCAGCUUUCUGACCCAGACGCCCCUGAAAGACCGCUUUGUCCUUGGCUGAGCAGAGGUUUUCUCCCAGAAACCUGUCUGUUAGCAUUACAGUCACGGGACCCCAGGCGGCAGAAGGCAGGGAGAAGCCACAGGAGAACGUGACCAAAUGAAGUCGGGGACACAGCUCAGCCAGCACGGAGGGGUCUCAGAACAAUGACCCCAAAUCUUGCGGUCACUGAACAGCGCUGGGUCUGGCAGCAGGGGAUAAUUUGGGCAAUCUGUGGUGUCAGUGCUCCCUGCAGGGGCACCCAAACCACUCUACUCCUCCAAGUCCAGCUCUCCCCAGCCUGUCAAAACCCACAUGUUCUGGACACCAUCACAUCUGCGCUGCUCUUCGAGGCCCCAACAACUUCCUGGCAGUUGAGUGGUGAGGAAAAAAACACUCCGUGGGAGAUAACUUCUGAAUCUAACAUUAUUGCCGAUGGUUGGCAGGAGAGAGGAAUUUCCUGAGCCCUCCCACAUCGGGGGUGGGGUUCGUGGCUGCAAAGGAAAUGAGUUGUCCAGGAGCGAAGACGAUGUCCCUCGCCGUUAGUCUCUGGUCAUGGCCCUGAAUGUCUUCCCCAGAGUGAAUUUUAACACUGUAACAAUAAAUCCUACUGCG